Messenger RNA from Linum tenue, 449 nucleotides. NCBI's taxonomy places the organism in Eukaryota, Viridiplantae, Streptophyta, Magnoliopsida, Malpighiales, Linaceae. The record is from the annotation of a GenBank genome assembly.
GUUUCCUCAGUUGGAAUCUGGGCAGCUACGAGUCUCAUCAUCAGCAUUCCUUGCAGCCAGGCGCAGCGAGACACCUUUUCAAUCUACACGAGACAACGUCAAGGAGCAAGAAGCACAGGAGUGAUUCGAUCGGGUCGAGCAGCCAGAACUCUGAAUCAAGUGAUAGUCAAGAACUCGACUUGGAGCUCAGGUUGUCGCUGUGACAGAUCAAAGUAUUGUAUGUCUUGUUCAUCUUCUUUACAAAUCUGGAAGCUGUGGGGGGAAAGCAACAAGCUUUUUAUGCUACUUAUAAGGCAUCAAAACCAUUGAUUUGAUGGAGGGGGGAAACAAGAAAGAAUAUUAUUCUAGUUUUUUCUUGGUCUUGUUGGUGAAUUGUCAUUUGGCCCACAGAAAAUUGAAUGAGAAGAAAUCAUAUCAUAUCAUAUCAUGCACCCUUUAUAUAUAUGUGG